AUGGAUGAGUUUAGUAUCAAUGACAAUAGUUUUAAUGAUUAUAAAGAAUUCGCAGAAUUCUUUCAAUAUGUUCAGAAUUCUUAUGCUGAAACUUAUGGAGAAGAAGCCUCUCAUGUUGUUCAAGAUGAUAAGGAUGAAAGUUAUGAUGAAGCUUAUAAUAAUUUUCAAGAAAGAGUUUUGUCUUAUACUGGAAGUCAUAAUAAAGAUUAUAAAAGUAAUCAGAAUAAUAAUUUGUCUUAUAUUAAUACUGAAAGUCAUAAAGAGGACUAG
Molecule: messenger RNA, 270 nt
Organism: Dentiscutata erythropus
Lineage: Eukaryota; Fungi; Glomeromycota; Glomeromycetes; Diversisporales; Gigasporaceae
Source: the annotation of a GenBank genome assembly